AGUGAACCCUUGCGAUUGGUAGCUGCUGAGUGUUUAUUAUAGACAUCUCCGGCGAACUAGGGAAGGAGAAGAGGGAAACGAAACGAGAAAUCCAGAGACGGAGAAUGUCUCGUAUCUCCACAUUCUAUCUUCUCGCUUACAACUCCUUUCAGACCGUUGGAUGGACGCUUUCGUUGAUUAAGAUUUUGUACAAUCUUAUCGCCACUGCCUCCAUCAACGGAACCUAUGCUUCCGCCGGCAACUUGAUUUGUUUUCUGCAAUGUGCUGCAUUCUUGGAAGUUAUACACGGAGCCAUUGGUAUUGUGCCCAGCGGAGUUUUGCUUCCUCUUAUGCAAUGGGGAGGAAGGACCCACUUUGUGCUUGCCAUUGUUCGGAAUCUUGAUGAGCUCCAGGAACUUCCUUCAGUUUUUAUCACUUUUCUUGCAUGGAGCAUGGGUGAGGUAAUUUGCUUAUUUUAUUAUUGGAUGUAGUUCAUUGAAUUUUCUAGCAUUACCUUCUGCUUUAAGCUUUAAACAGUUGUUACAUAACCAUUUAAAGCAACAAUUCAUGUACGUAUCACC
Molecule: messenger RNA, 560 nt
Organism: Vigna umbellata (rice bean)
Lineage: Eukaryota; Viridiplantae; Streptophyta; Magnoliopsida; Fabales; Fabaceae
Source: RefSeq, a predicted model, not a curated record